CUCAGGAUGCAGUGAGCACGAGCGAAAAACAGCAGCGGAGAGCGAGCGAGCAGUGUUGCCAGAUUGGGGGUUUCCCGCCCAGUUGGGGGGUUUCAAGUGCAUUUUGGCAGGUUUUGAACAUAUUUUGGGCUGGAAAACGUCAGUAGUAUCUGGCAACACUGAGAGAGAGCGCAGCAGCCGGAGGCUCGGAGUGUGUGAGGGAUCAGUAACUCAGUGUAGCGGCGCCUCAGGGAUGUGAUUGUCAGAAUGGAGCAGAGUGAGGAGUCGAAGCUUCAGGCUUUAAACACAGAAACACAGCAGCUGCUGAAAACUGCACUGACAGACCCCGGUACAGUGGACUUGGUGAAGUUGUGUGAUUUGAUAGUGGACCAGGCUCUGAAGGACCCGGCCCUGUGCAGAGAUGUGGGACGCCUGUGCUGUAGUGUGGUGCAGGUGGAGGCGAAGCGGAGCAGUACGUGUGUGUUCAGGAGGAACGUGCUGACUCGGCUGCAGCAGGAGUUUAUGAGGCGAGAGGAGACACGGCGGCGAUCACUGCACGAGUGGGUGUGUGUCGUCUCACUCCUGUGUAACGUCUUCGACAGUCUGAAGGUGAAUAACAGCCCGAUGGCUGCGCUGGUGGAGCCGGUGUAUGAUUGCUUGUUCCGAUUGGCUGAGCCUGACGCUCUCAUUAAUGAAGUGGAGGUGGACUGCUUGGCUCUGCAGCUGCACCGUGUUGGUGAGCAGCUGGAGAAGCUGAACACCAGGCGGAUGGAUGAGCUCUUCUUCCUGCUGCGAGAUGGUUUCCUCCUGCAGGAUGAUCUAAGCUCCAUGAGUCGCCUGCUGCUGCUGGAGCUGCUCGAGUUCCGUGCUGCCGGAUGGAACCUGAGCAGAAACGCUCAGCGCUACUACUACAGCGAGGUGGUGGAGUGAGGAAGACGAGGAGUGUGGCUCUGAACGUGAUCUCACUCCACGAGUAGAUAAUCAGUAGAUACGGAGGAAGAAGAACGAGGAGCUCUAGGAGUUUAUCCCGCUGCCCGGACCGGAUGAAGAUGUGAUGUUGGUUAUACAUGUGUGUGGUGUUUAGAGACGAACACAGUUGUGACUGGUUGUGGUUCAAGUUUAGAGGAUUGAGAUGAUGUGGAUCUGCCAGGAAAGACAUGUUAAUCAUCUUGUUCGGACUUGCAUCCCCGAGGUGGACAGUGUUCGCACCUGUCGCUGUUGGACUGCUGUUGAUUUCCAUUAAAACUUUACAGUAAAGUGAUUUGAAUGUGUUUAUACUGCAAUACACUGAUCAUCACCAGCACUGAGAAACCUUUUCACUCACGUUCGAUGUGAAACUACUGUUUUGGUUUGAUAAGUUUUCAACAAGUUUUGUAUAUUUGUAUUGUUUAAAAUAAAUACAUUCUUAUUUACUCUCCAA
This is a messenger RNA of Neoarius graeffei (lesser salmon catfish), 1399 nucleotides long. It is a transcript of the gene mif4gda, whose product is annotated as MIF4G domain containing a. The record is from RefSeq and is a predicted model, not a curated record. Lineage: Eukaryota; Metazoa; Chordata; Actinopteri; Siluriformes; Ariidae. Gene Ontology annotation, biological process: regulation of translational initiation. Gene Ontology annotation, cellular component: cytosol. The coding region runs from base 247 to 909 and encodes 220 amino acids. The transcript has 6 exons. Gene Ontology annotation, molecular function: translation activator activity; RNA binding; protein binding.